Danio aesculapii is the source of this 648-nucleotide messenger RNA. It is a transcript of the gene pyyb, whose product is annotated as peptide YYb. Lineage: Eukaryota; Metazoa; Chordata; Actinopteri; Cypriniformes; Danionidae. The coding region runs from base 88 to 375 and encodes 95 amino acids. Gene Ontology annotation, cellular component: extracellular region. The record is from RefSeq and is a predicted model, not a curated record. Gene Ontology annotation, biological process: feeding behavior; neuropeptide signaling pathway. The transcript has 4 exons. Gene Ontology annotation, molecular function: neuropeptide Y receptor binding; neuropeptide hormone activity.
UGGUCUGCAGAGAGAGAGAAGCAGAUCAGCACCAACCACCAACAGCAGUUCCAGCCAAUCCUUCUGGGCCCCAACAUCUACUGCGAAAUGGCAAGUGCACUGAGAUCCUGGACUGUGCCGCUGGCUCUUGUUCUGUGCGUUAUAGUGUGUCUCAGCAGCCUGGCUGAAGCAUAUCCGCCCAAACCUGAACCUCCAGCGGGAGACGUGGGUCCGGAAGAGAUGGCCAAGUACCACACCGCUCUAAGACACUACAUCAACCUCAUCACACGACAGAGAUAUGGGAAGCGAUCCACCCCUGAAGCCGCUGUGGCUGAACUGCUGUUCGGCGAUGAUGAACAGGACAUCCGGCCCCGUGUGGAAGACUUGUUAUGGUGAUGUGACUCGUCUCUCCUCCUCCGGCUGGUGCAUUGGCUGCAGAAACCAACAUGAGCCAAACUCUCAUCAAAAUGAGGCUCCAAAAACACCUCAUAAUCUGUACAUCUCUCUCUGCCUCCUCCUCUCUCUUAUGUCCGCUCUCUCUCUCUCUCUCUCUCUCUCUCUCUCUCUCUCUCUCUCUAAUGAUUUAAUUUAUGCUUUGUGAAAGACAAUUGUAAAUAAUUUAUUAUUCGCUGACAAAAUUGACUAUAAUAAAAAUGACUGAAUGUUGAA